AAUAAAAGAGAGAAACCGCGUCCUCCCCUCCUCUGUUUUUGUUCUUCCCUCUCGUUCCUCUCCCCUGCCUUUUUUCUCUCUCCGUUUCACGAGACUGCAUAAAUACACGACCUCCCCCUGCCGAAUCUCCUCAUCUCACUUCGCCCCUUUCACUCCUCUCUCUCUCUCUCUCUCUCUCUCUCUAGACGCCAUGGCUGUCCGCAGACGCUCCAUCGUCGCUGUACCCUUCUUCUUCUUGUUCUGCUUCAGCUCUGUUUCCCUGUCGAAGCAAGAACAGAGCAACCAUCCCCAGAACAAGUCGUCGUUCUCUCUCUCUUUCCCUCUCAAAUCCCACUCUCUCCCCCACGACAAGUUCCGAUCUCUGCGCUCAUCUGUCGGCGGCGCCGCAGCCUCCGCCGUCGCCGUCAAGUCUCCGUUCAAGUACUCCAUGGUCCCGGUCGUGUCCCUCCCCAUCGGGACUCCCCCGCAGACCCAGGACAUGAUCCUCGACACCGGGAGCCAGCUUUCCUGGAUCCAGUGCCACAACAAGGCCAAGAAGACGGCGGCGAAGAAGACGGCGGCAGCGGCGGGUGGGCGGGUCUCGUCGUCGGCGGCGACGUUCGACCCGUCUCUGUCCUCCUCCUUCUCGGUCCUCCCCUGCAACCACCCGCUCUGCAAGCCGCGCACCCCGGACUUCACCCUGCCGACGUCGUGCGACCAGAACCGGCUCUGCCACUACUCCUACUUCUACGCCGACGGCACCCUCGCCGAGGGCAAUCUCGUCCGCGAGAAGUUCACCUUCUCGAGCACCCCCACCCCUCCCCUCAUCCUGGGCUGUGCCAGCAGCUCCGGCGACGACAAGGGCAUUCUCGGGAUGAACCUCGGCCGGCUCUCGUUCCCCUCGCAGGCCAAGGUGUCCAAGUUCUCGUACUGCGUGCCCGCCCCCGCCUCCCGAUCCGGGCCGUCCCCGACCGGGUCGCUGUACCUCGGCGACAACCCGAACUCCAGGGCGUUCCAGUACAUCGGCCUCAUGACCUUCAGCCAGGGUCAAAGUCAACGGAUGCCAAACCUGGACCCGCUCGCCUACACGGUGGCAAUGCAGGGGAUUAGGAUCGGGAGCCGGCGCCUCAGCAUACCUCCGAUGGCUUUCCGGCCCAACGCCGGCGGGGCGGGCCAGACCAUGAUCGACUCGGGCUCCGAGUUCACCUACCUGGUAGACGAGGCUUACGAUAAGGUGAGGGAGGAAGUGGUGAGGCUCGUGGGGCCGCUGAUGAAGAAGGGGUACAUGUACAGCGGAGUGGCCGACAUGUGCUUCGACGGCGACGCCGCCGCAAUCGGGCGGUCCAUAGGCGACCUGGCUUUCCAGUUCGAGAAGGGGGUGGAGCUCGUGGUGGCCAAGGAGAAGGUCCUGGCCGAGGUGGACGGCGGGGUCCACUGCCUGGCCUUCGGGAGGUCCAGCAUGCUCGGUGCCGCGAGCAACAUCAUAGGCAACUUCCACCAGCAGAACCUGUGGGUCGAAUUCGACCUGCCCAACCGCCGAGUCGGCUUCGGCAGGGCCGACUGUAGCCGAUCCUAGGGCCCUGGAAAAGACCCUCGACGGCGACGUGCCAGUUCCGAUGUCGUGUUGUUCACUCGGAGGGCUUAAAAACUACAUGAAAAUUGACAUGGUUUGUACAGCAUAGGGAGUAAAAAUAAGGGAGUGGGGUUGCGUUGGACAAUGACAUAGAGGAGAGAUAAAUGUCGUAAUUAAAGAAGGGUUGUCCUACAAUUUGUAGUGAGGAAAAUUAAGGCAAACAUGGACCAUGCAAAUCUGGCAAAAUUAGUGUUGGUCCCCACCCUUUUUUAGGGUUUUGCGGUAUGUUAUGUGACGUGGGUAUCUAGAGUGACUUAGAGAGAGGCUUGUAACAGCAUAUAUAUGUGAAUAUCAAAAUGUACACGUAAGGACUUAAAUCUUGAGUGACUUUUGAGCCUUUGUUUAGACAAGAGCAAGAUCCUUUGUUAUA
Messenger RNA from Eucalyptus grandis, 1982 nucleotides. Its product is annotated as aspartic proteinase PCS1. Gene Ontology annotation, biological process: proteolysis. NCBI's taxonomy places the organism in Eukaryota, Viridiplantae, Streptophyta, Magnoliopsida, Myrtales, Myrtaceae. The record is from RefSeq and is a predicted model, not a curated record. Gene Ontology annotation, molecular function: aspartic-type endopeptidase activity.